Centruroides sculpturatus (bark scorpion) is the source of this 1566-nucleotide messenger RNA. Its product is annotated as protein Wnt-4-like. The record is from RefSeq and is a predicted model, not a curated record. Bases 219 to 1271 code for a protein of 350 amino acids. NCBI's taxonomy places the organism in Eukaryota, Metazoa, Arthropoda, Arachnida, Scorpiones, Buthidae. The transcript is spliced from 4 exons. Gene Ontology annotation, molecular function: cytokine activity; frizzled binding. Gene Ontology annotation, biological process: cell fate commitment; multicellular organism development; canonical Wnt signaling pathway. Gene Ontology annotation, cellular component: extracellular region.
UUCCAGUCGUUUCCUUAUUCCACGUGUCUGGCGCAGUUGUAUCCACGUGCUAGGCCAUACAGCAGGUAGAUGAACCAGUGGCAACAAAGCUGGUGUCUGUGGUUGUUGAGGAUUGGCUGGACGAAGUUGGGGGCUCUCUACUCGUCGGGAAUAUGUUAGUGUGUGUGGUCAUUGUAGCUGACCUUGGUGUCAGUGCGACAAUGUGACAAGGGGGAACAAUGUCCAAUCUCCAAAGGAUUUUCUUGAUUUCAGUGUGGUGCAGCGGCGUUAUCGGUUUGAGGUGGCUAUCUCUCCUUCGCUCCACAUCGGUUGCGACCAUUGAUCGAGCCGAUCAUUGCGAUGCUCUAGAUGGAUUAACUAAACGGCAAAUUAAAAUUUGCAAGAAAAACGUCGAAGUAAUGGAAAGUGUAAAGAAAGGUGCUGAAAAUGCCAUACACGAAUGCCAGUGGCAAUUUCAAAAUAGAAGAUGGAACUGCAGCACAUAUAACAGCACCAGGAUGUUUGGAAGAGUGCUUAGUGAUGGGACGAGGGAAGCGGCAUUCGUCCACGCCAUCACAUCGGCAGGCGUUGCUCAUGCCGUGACUAGAGCAUGCAGUAGUGGAUCAUUGGAAAGGUGUGGUUGUGAUAGAAGCAUCCAAAGUCAGAUUUCCGAAGGAUUUCAGUGGUCUGGAUGUUCCGACAACGUAGCUUAUGGCACAGCAUUUUCUAAAACCUUUGUCGAUUCCAGGGAUUUACGAUCUGCAAGAAGUGGAGCUAAUGCACGAGCUCUGAUGAAUUUGCAUAACAAUGAAGCUGGCAGAAAGGCAAUCGAACAGGAAAUCAGGCAAGAGUGCAAAUGUCACGGAGUUUCUGGUUCCUGCGAAACCAAGACGUGCUGGCGUGCCAUGCCUUCCUUUCGCGAAAUAGGUGCGGUAUUAAAGGAAAAAUUCGACGGUGCAACGGAAGUUGAAGCGCGAAAAAUAGGAAAAAGAACAGUAUUGGUUCCUCUUCAUCCUCAUUUUAAACCGCACACGGAUACAGAUCUGGUAUAUUUGGACAUGUCUCCAGAUUUUUGCGUCAGAGACGAUGGAGUGGGUACUAUAGGAACUCACGGACGACCCUGCAAUCGUUCCUCGACGGGCAUCGACGGAUGCGAGUUACUGUGCUGUAGUCGUGGUUAUAACAGUAGGAUUAUGAGAAUACGAGAGAGAUGCAUGUGCAAGUUUUAUUGGUGUUGUUACGUCAAGUGUCGAGAUUGUGAUCGAGAUAUAGAAAUUAAUACUUGCCUAUAACUGGAGGCGCAAUAUUUAACAUCUGGUCUUAAAGAUCAGCUUAUUUGUAUAUAUACACGCCUUUUCUUUUUCUUUCAGAGAAAUGUAUAUAAGUUAUAUUUGUGUAUAUAGAUGUGUUAUGGUGUAUAGAUUUGAGCCUGUACCUUUUGACAACCACUAAUGUGGAUGACUUGCUGUUUAUUUAUUAAGUUCCUUCUCUUUGGACUGACUAAUGUCUGUAUUUCAUCUUUCAUCACCGAUUUUCUUGUAUAACGUCCCAAAUGGUGUUUUUAUCCAUGGCAGGAAUAUUAAAAAC